CACUUGACAUUAUUCAUUAUAUAUCUAUCACUUUGCAAACCAUUCUCCUCUGGUUAUCUGCCUAAAUUGCAAUUGUUUCCCUUUGGCCUUUUUAUUUCCUUCUUCUAGCAACAAGAGACCAUGGCUGUCUUCCUGGGACAGGCACUUGCCACUUCAAUCAUUCAGGUGACAAUUGAUAGACUGGCUUCUCCUGAAGUCAUAGACUACUUCAAGGGAAGGAAACACAGUGAUGACUUGCUACAAAAGUUGAAGGUUAUGCUGAUAUCUGCUAAAUCAGUGCUCAUUGAUGCAGAGGAGAAGCAAUUUACAAACCCAGCUGUGAAAAAUUGGCUGGAUGAGCUUAAAGAUGCUGUUUAUGUUGCAGAUGACCUUCUGGAUGAGAUUGCCACUGAAGCCUUACGAUCCAAGUCAGAAGCUGAAUUUCAAAGUUGCACUAGUAAGGUAUGGCGCUUCGUCUCUACUUCAUUUGACAAAAAGAUAAAGUCAAAGCUAGAAAAUGUUCUAGAUAUAUUACAAAUGGUCAUAGAACAAAAGAAUGUCCAUAAUCUGAAAGAGGUUGUCGGUGGAGUACCACUACCACCACGACAAUUAACAACUUCUUGUCCUGAAGAAUGUGGUGUGUAUGGUAGAGAUAUUGAUAAGGAGGAGAUAUUUAAGAAGUUGCAAUUAGAUAAUGCAGAUGGUGAUGAGAUAUGUGUUGUUCCUAUAGUGGGCAUGGGUGGGGUUGGUAAAACAACCCUUGCUCGGCUUGUAUAUAAUGACAACCAAGUAAAGGAGAAUUUUGAUCUCAAAGCAUGGGUUUGUGUUUCAGACACAUUUGAUAGUUUUAGAAUAGCAAAAACUAUUUUUGAAGAGCUCACUUUGUCUAACUGUGACAUUCAUAGCUUGAAUUUGUUACAAAUUAGAAUAAGAGAGAGCUUAAAGGGAAAGAAGUUUCUCCUUGUUUUAGAUGAUGUUUGGAAUGAGAAUUAUAGUACUUGGGAUGAGUUACUUAGAGUGUUUAGAUGUGGGGCACAAGAGAUCAAAAUCAUUAUUACAACACGAAGUGAAAAUGUUGCGUCAAUUGUGCACCCUAUUUCAAUUCAUCGUAUAAUGCAAUUGUCUGAUGAAGAAUGUUGGUUGUUAUUUGCCAAGCAUGCAUUUAAAAAUGGAGAAUCGAGUGAAAAUUCAGAUAUAAAACUAAUUGGUAAAGAAAUUGUUCAUAAGUGUAAAGGGUUGCCUUUAGCUGCAAAAGCACUUGGGGGUAUGUUGCAGUCUAAGCAAGACCUAAGAGAGUGGAAUCAUAUUUUGGAGAGUGAUAUAUGGGAUCUACCAGAAGAUAAAUGUGAUAUCCUUCCAGCCCUAAGAUUGAGCUACCACUACCUCCCAUCACAUUUGAAACAAUGCUUUACUUAUUGCUCAAUCUUUCCAAAGGAUUAUGAAUUUUCAAAGGAGGAGUUAGUCUUGUUGUGGAUGGCAGAAGAUUUAUUGUUGAAACCCAAGGGAAAUGGAAGCAUGGAAGAAAUAGGUGAGCAAUACUUUAAUGAGCUACUAUCGAGGUCAUUUUUUCAACGAUCAAAUAAUGAUGAACUAUGUUUUAUAAUGCAUGACCUUUUUAAUGACUUGGCAAAAUUUAUAUCUGGAGAAUUUUCUUUUAGGUUGGAGAUUGAUAAUUCAAGUGAAAUUACAAAAAAAAUGCGUCAUUUGUCAUAUUUUCUAAUUGAAUUUGAUGUCCCUAAGAAAUUUGAGGUGUUUUAUGAAGCCAAGAAUUUGCGAACCUACUUGGGACUAGAAUUGCCAUCUACAUCAGAGUUUCAAUAUGAUAAUAUAUCAACAAUGGAGGUAAACAAUUUGUUGUGCACAUUUAAGUGUUUACGAGCAUUAUCAUUGUCUCUCUAUGAAUUAUUAGCUGUGUUACCUGAUUCUGUUGGAAAUUUGAAACAUCUUCGCUAUUUGAAUCUUAAUGGCACCGAUAUCAAAGGCUUGCCUGAUUGUGUGUGUGGUUUGUAUAAUUUGCAAACUUUGUUAUUGAGGAAUUGUUAUUGCCUCGAAGAGUUGCCAACCAACUUGGGAAGACUGGUAAACUUACGUCACCUAGAUAUAAGAGGGACCCGUUUGAAAGGGAUGCCAAGACACAUGGGUAAAUUGAGAAGUCUCCAAAAUUUAAGUGCUUUUUAUGUGGGAAAAGGAGAACAUAGUUGGAGUAACAUUAAAGAGUUGGGAGAGUUUCCACAUCUUUCUAGAUCAUUGUGUAUAUCAAAUUUGGAAAACGUUUGUCAAACAAGAGAUGCAGAGGAGGUUAAUUUGAAGGAUAAGAAGGGCUUGUCAGAGUUGGAGUUGGAAUGGGGAGGAGGUCGUGAGAACUAUGAUUCAGAACAUGAAAGAGAUGUGCUUGAGCAGUUGUGUCCUCAUACGAACUUGAAAUCUCUCUCUAUCAUAUCUUAUUAUGGUGCAGAAUAUCCAAGUUGGUUAGGAGCAUGUUCAUUCUCUAAUAUGGUGUCCCUAAAGCUUGACGAUUGUAAAUACUGUUCCUCCUUGCCUCCACUUGGGCUGCUACCUGCCCUUAAGGAGCUCUCAAUUGAAGGUUUGAACGGAGUAUCAUGUGUGGAUAGUAAGUUCUACGGAGAUGGUUCUUGUGCAACUAACAAGCCAUUUAAAUCCCUUGAAAAAUUAAAAUUUAGAAGGAUGCUAGAGUGGAAGGAAUGGUUUAUAUUUGAAGGUGAAGAUGAAGGCGGAGUUUUCCCAACCCUCCGAGAGCUUCACAUUAUCAAAUGUCCCAAGCUUACGGGAAAUCUGCCCAGUUUACUUCCUUCUUUAAGUGUAAUUAAAAUUAGAGAUUGUCCCCAGCUUGUUGCUUCACUUCCUAGUCCUUCGGCUCUCCAUGAAUUGGCCUUGACGAAUUGUGAUAAGGUGGUAUUGAAGGAAUUAUCUCCUAAGCUACAAAGUCUUGGAAUUGGAGGAUGCCACGUGACUCUCCUUGAGGGUGGUCUACCCACUACUUUAAAAACACUUCAAAUCAAUGGAGUACUUCAGUUGCCUGGGAGUCAUUACUAUCCAUCAAUUGAGAGCUUGAAGGUAAAUAAAGGUCCCGGUUCACUUUGGUCUUUACCAUUAGAGUUUUUCCCAAAACUCAAAUCUAUCGAAAUUUGGCAUUCUGAUAAUCUUGAAUCUCUUUCGGCAUCAGAUAAAUCUCUCUUGGAUCUAACUUCUCUCACUCUCCAUGAGUGCCCUAAUUUUGUAUCCUUUCCCAGCGGGGGAUUGUGCGCCUCAAAUUUGACACAGAUUUUUAUUUGGCGCUGUUAUAAGUUAAAGUCACUUGCUGAAGGUAUGCACACCCUCCUCCCAUCUCUUCUAUAUUUGCAGUUGGAAGAAUGUUCAGAAUUGGAAUCAUUUUCUGAAGGGGGUUUGCCCUCCAAUUUACAAAUACUUCAAAUCGCAUUGUGCGACAAACUCUUUCUCAGACGCAUGGAGUGGGGUUUACAGAGUCUUCACUCUCUCAGAGAAAUUAGAAUUUGGUAUGACGGCAGAGAAGUGGGUUCCUUUCCGGAGGAGGCGUUGUUGCCCCCUUCUCUUAUCCGCCUCAACAUUUUAUUCAAACAUCUGACAUCACUCAAUGGUAGGGGGUUUCAACACCUUACCUUGCUUAAACAGUUGAUUUGCGACUGCGAAAACCUCCAGCGCUUACCAGAAGAGGGCUUUCCCGCCUCCCUUUCUAUUCUAGAUAUUCAGGACUGCCCUUUGCUAAAAAAGCGGUAUCGGAGAAAGAAUGGAAAAGAAUGGCGCAAAAUUUCUCAUAUCCCCAUCGUAAGGAUUGAGUCAUCAUAUAAGCUAUGA
Quercus robur (English oak) is the source of this 3813-nucleotide messenger RNA. Its product is annotated as putative disease resistance RPP13-like protein 1. Lineage: Eukaryota; Viridiplantae; Streptophyta; Magnoliopsida; Fagales; Fagaceae. Gene Ontology annotation, biological process: defense response to other organism. The record is from RefSeq and is a predicted model, not a curated record. Gene Ontology annotation, molecular function: ADP binding. The transcript has a single exon. Bases 121 to 3813 code for a protein of 1230 amino acids.